CUUUCCUAGCUUGACAGCUGUCACCAUACGCCGAGGUCAAGGGGAAAGAAGCAUGGCUGCGUUGUUUAGAGGGUCGCGAAAUUUAUUGUUAAGGUGGAAUAAGCAUGUCGACCUUGCCUUCGUGUCAUCACGAUCAAUGGCAUCAAAAACACCAGUGGGGUUCAUUGGUCUGGGUAACAUGGGCAGUCCCAUGGCCAAAAACCUGUUAAAGAACGGUUAUCCUGUUAUUGCCACUGAUGUCUUCCCUGAGUCCUGCAAGGAGCUGCAGGACAUUGGUGCCCAGGUAGUAGACUCUCCAGCAGAGGUGGCAGAGAAAGCAGACCGCAUCAUCACAAUGCUUCCCUCCAGUCCAAACGUCAUAGAAGUCUACACAGGUCCAAAUGGCAUCCUCAAGAAGGUGAAGAAGGGAACGCUGUUGAUCGACUCCUCCACCAUCGACCCUUCCGUCUCAAAAGAGAUGGCGGUCGCUGCAGAGAAGAUGGGGGCCGUGUUCAUGGAUGCUCCAGUUUCAGGAGGUGUCGGUGCUGCCAGCAUGGCCAAACUCACCUUCAUGGUCGGUGGAGUGGAGGAGGAAUACAAUGCUGCUCAGGAACUGCUCACCUGCAUGGGAGCCAAUGUUGUCUACUGUGGACAGGUUGGCACUGGACAGGCAGCUAAGAUCUGCAACAACAUGCUCUUGGCCAUCGGGAUGAUUGGGACCGCAGAGACCAUGAACCUUGGCAUCAGACUGGGUUUGGACCCCAAGCUGCUGACAAAGAUCCUCAACAUGUCCUCAGGUCGUUGCUGGUCCAGCGACACGUAUAACCCAGUCCCUGGUGUCAUGGAGGGAGUCCCCUCAGCCAACAACUACCAGGGCGGCUUUGGAACCACGCUAAUGGCCAAGGAUCUUGGUUUGGCUCAAAACACUGCCACCAACACCAAGACACCCAUCCCUCUGGGUUCCCUCGCCCACCAGAUCUUUCGAGUCAUGUGCUCCCGCGGCUACGCUAACAAGGACUUCUCAUCCGUCUUCCAAUUCCUACGCGAGGAGGAAGGCCAGUGAAUGGAGGGGGAUGUUACCAUGCAGGCACACACACACACACCCACGUACACACUCACACACACACACACACACACACCAGUGCCCCUUAUCCCACUAUGCUCAGGAGAGACUAAGGGCUUGCCCUCAGGCACAGAUCUGCGAUCUAAUUCACAUACUGUACGUUGACACAUGUCCUCUCAUUGCAUUAGCUGAAUAAUAUUUUCAAUUCACGGUUCUCCCUCUGCAUGGGGGAAAAGCUAAAACUGACAUUAGAUCAGUAUCCAGAGACAAAGCAACUUUCUUGCUUGUCCAAGAGGCCAGAGUGGAAAAUGAGAAGUAGGACAAGGUGCUCCAGGUUUACACAUAACAAUGCAAGUAAUAUGUUUUUUUACAGGGUGAUUGAUAAGAAAUAACUGCAUGAUUGUUGAAAGUUUUGCUUUUUGCCUGUUGUGACUGACUCGGACCUGUCCCCGUUAAAUGAAAGAGGGUAGAAAAAAAACGCAAGCAACAGUAUGGUUUCACAUAGUGAUCGAAAAAUUUAGGUUUAGGUCAAGGUUACCCUUUUUCCACUAGAAAAACAAUUUCCAUAUUCACAGCAUUACAUGUAAAGUAACCAAAACUGCCAACUCUGUGAGCUCAAAGUUUACUUGUAUUGUCAUGUUUGUCUGUGUUUGGCAGGAAGGUGGUGUCAUUCAGUGAUCCUGCCAGCAUACAGGCUUUCAUUUGUUUUCAUUUUUCAGUCAUUUGGUUUAUUUUUUACCGUAUGAACACGUGAGUUAACAGUAGUUUCAUCUGAUUUGUUUGGUACAUUUAAGAACAUUAAGACACCACUCACUGGAUCGCCCAGUUCUGCUCUUCCGUUUGAAUACUGUGAUAUAUAUCUAGUUAUUUUUGCACUGUGUGCAUCGCAGUGCGAUGUGCCAGGCCAUUUUGAUACAGUUACAGAAUACCUUACCUCUCUUCUCUACUGUCUGCAUCUGCUUAUCGAGCCACUGGAGUAUUAUAUUGUGACCAACACUGUUCAAAUUUUCUGCUGUUCACUACAAAAUGUUCUUCUCACUGUCGGCACUUUUUCUUGGCCAUUUUUACUUGAAAGUCUGUCCUCAGAUUUCUCCCCGCUCUGUCUUUCAGCUUGUACGACAUCUGUGUAAAGUGUAAGUGAGGAGCGCUUCCCCCCUGCUCUGAGCAAAUGUACAUAAUGUAUAUUUCAUAUUGUUGUGUAGUAUUGAAGAGGAAUCUAAAUGGACUGUCAUUUUUUUUUAGUAAAAUUCAUUAAUAGUGUCUACAGUUUGUCUUUGCUCUGUGAAACGGAUUCUCAAGUCACACUGUAGCCUAAAAUAAAAGAUGUUCUGUGUA
Molecule: messenger RNA, 2377 nt
Organism: Chelmon rostratus (copperband butterflyfish)
Lineage: Eukaryota; Metazoa; Chordata; Actinopteri; Chaetodontiformes; Chaetodontidae
Gene: hibadha
Product: 3-hydroxyisobutyrate dehydrogenase a
Exons: 8
Coding region: 53-1042 (329 amino acids)
Biological process (GO): L-valine catabolic process
Cellular component (GO): mitochondrion
Molecular function (GO): NAD binding; NADP binding; 3-hydroxyisobutyrate dehydrogenase activity
Source: RefSeq, a predicted model, not a curated record